ACAAAAGCCUCUUUCUCUUCACGAGAGAUUGAGCACCAUGGAUUCUUCUCCUUCCAUCUAUGGUGUCUCCAAAUUGUUCUUGGUUACCCUUUUCACUCUUUCUCUUGUUCUUCAUUCCCAUUCUGCAUUUCCUCACAAUUCAUCUUCGACCUCAGGUCAGAUUAAUUCCAAUUCAAUCCUCGUUGCUCUUCUGGAUUCUCAUUAUACUGAACUCGCUGAACUCGUCGAGAAAGCCCUUCUUCUACAGAAACUCGAAGAAGCCGUUGGUAAACACAACAUCACCAUCUUCGCCCCAAGAAACCAAGCAUUGGAGCGUGACCUUGAUCCUGAGUUCAAGCGCUUCUUGCUCGAACCACGUAAUCUCAGGUCACUCCAAACUCUUUUGAUGUCCCACAUUAUCCCCAACCGAAUCGCCACCCACCACUGGCCCUCCUCCGACCUCCGCCACUUCACCCUCUCCGACCGCCACCACCUCCAAUUAACCACCAACCCCUCCGGCAAGAAAAUCGUCGACUCCGCCGAGAUCCUCCGCCCCGACGACGUCUUACGCCCCGACGGCGUCAUCCACGGCAUCGAACACCUCCUUAUCCCGCGAUCCGUGCAGGAGGAUUUCAACCGGAGAAGAAACCUCCGCGAUAUCUCGGCGGUGUUACCGGAGGGAGCGCCGGAGGUGGAUCCCCGAACCCACCGCCUGAAGAAACCAGCACCGGUCCCUGCCGGAGCUCCGCCGGUGCUCCCAAUCUACGACGCCAUGGCUCCGGGACCUUCCCUAGCUCCGGCGCCGGCACCGGGACCUGGAGGACCCCGGCACCACUUCAACGGCGAGCGACAAGUGAAGGACUUCAUACACACGCUGUUGCAUUACGGCGGUUACAACGAAAUGGCGGAUAUUCUGGUCAACCUGACAUCACUGGCCACCGAAAUGGGAAGGUUGGUGUCGGAGGGUUACGUUCUGACCGUUCUUGCUCCGAACGACGAAGCCAUGGCGAAGCUAACGACGGAUCAAUUGAGCGAACCAGGAGCGCCGGAGCAGAUAAUGUAUUACCAUAUCAUACCGGAGUAUCAGACGGAGGAGAGUAUGUACAAUGCGGUCAGGAGGUUCGGUAAGGUCCGGUACGAUACCCUGCGGUUACCACAUAAGGUGAUGGCUCAAGAGUCUGAUGGGUCUGUUAAAUUCGGUGACGGUGAUGCCUCUGCGUAUCUGUUCGACCCUGAUAUUUACACCGAUGGAAGGAUCUCUGUUCAGGGGAUUGAUGGUGUUCUUUUCCCUCCUGAGGAGAAGAACGAUGAUGACUCCAACACUCAACGCUCUAGGACAACUCCACUUGUUAAAGUUGCUGCUAAACCAAGGAGAGGAAAGUUGCUGGAAGUCGCCUGUAGCAUGCUUGGAGCUUUUGGACAAGUCUGCCAAUGAAAUCGCUUUCUCAAUUAAUCGCUAAAAAAAGAAUAAAGGGUGAAUUUAUGUAAACUUGAUGAAUGCUGUAGAGUAAUCAUUUCAAUACAAAGGAUGCAUUGUGAAUCUAUAAUUAGAGAGCGAUUAAGUUGCCGGAUUUCCAUGGAAACUCAACAGGAGAUAACAAAUUUUCUCUCAUUUUGUUUCAUACUGUAAUUACAUAUCAUUUUUUUAUUAAAUUUUUAUUUUAUGUUGAUUUACUGUCUCUGUAUGCAUAAAUAACCUUGGAAUACGACACCCCUUCUUGGUUGCAUUAUUUUGUUUCUGUUUGUACGUGAAUCAAAGUCAUACAUAAUCUAC
This is a messenger RNA of Gastrolobium bilobum, 1753 nucleotides long. RefSeq names its product fasciclin-like arabinogalactan protein 15. The transcript has 3 exons. The record is from RefSeq and is a predicted model, not a curated record. NCBI's taxonomy places the organism in Eukaryota, Viridiplantae, Streptophyta, Magnoliopsida, Fabales, Fabaceae. Bases 38 to 1414 code for a protein of 458 amino acids.